Messenger RNA from Diaporthe citri, 1209 nucleotides. RefSeq lists its product as uncharacterized. The record is from RefSeq and is a predicted model, not a curated record. The transcript is spliced from 8 exons. Gene Ontology annotation, molecular function: oxidoreductase activity. Bases 1 to 1209 code for a protein of 402 amino acids. Lineage: Eukaryota; Fungi; Ascomycota; Sordariomycetes; Diaporthales; Diaporthaceae.
AUGAAGACCACCAAGCCCAUUACAUGUGUUUCAGCGCUGCUGCUGACGUGCGUCGCGCCGAUCCUGGGCCUCCCGAGGACGCUCCACCCGCAGGCCAGGGACAGCGCCAAAGAGCAGGUCACCCAGCUCAUCAGCUCCAUCACGUCCGACUUCCUGGGCAAAUUGGAUGCGUCCCCGGACGAGCACUGCAGCGGAGGUCCGAUCUCAUCGAGCUGCACGUCGGACACUGUCGUCUACCGCAGGGAAUACGGCUCGCUUUCCGAGGCUGAAAGACUGGACUACGUCAAUGCCGUCAAGUGUCUCCAGCGCCUACCGGCGCGCACGCCGGCCAGCGUAGCGCCGGGGGCAAGGUCUCGCAUCAACCAGACCCUGACGCUGCACUUCACGGGGAACUUCAUGCCGUGGCAUCGCUGGUUUGUUCACGUCUACGAGACUGCUCUCCGGGACGAGUGCGGCUACCGCGGCUACCAACCUUACUGGGACUGGCCGAAAUACAUGAAAGCCCCCCAAGACUCGCCCAUCUUCAACGGUGACCCACAUAGCCUGGGUGGUAACGGACAGUACAUCCCACAUAAUGGCACGGUCAUCACUCCCCCAGAGGGCGUUUCAGGAGGCAACAUUCAGCUGCCCGCUGGACUGGGAGGUGGCUACGUUGUGACGGGGCCGUUCGCAAACAUGACCAUCAACCUUGGUCCCUUCGGCGGCACGUUUGUUGCUGAGCCGGGCCCUGAUGGGGGGCUGGGCUACAAUCCUCGCGGUCUGAAGAGGGAUGUUGGGCCGGGCAUUACUGAGAGGUAUUGUAAUUAUACCACUGUCCUUGAGAAGCCGACCAUAACCGACUACCGUCUGCUCUCCGAGGGCGUGCCCUAUACAGUUGAGAUCGGUCCACACGGCGGCGGGCACUACGUGAUCAACGGCGAUCCUGGCGGUGACCUGUUCACCUCACCAGGAGAUCCAGCCUUCUGGGUGCACCACGGACAAAUGGACCGCCUAUGGGCGUUGUGGCAAACUCGCGACCCCUCGACAAGAUAUACCCAGCUUGACAAUGGGACGUAUGGCCACAUCACGUGGGCCAACUCCCCUGCUUCACGCCUCGCUGAGCUUGACGACAUCAUCGAUGUGGGUUAUGCGGGGCCUUCGAUCAAGAUACGGGAUGCAAUGUCAACCACGUCUGGUCCGUUCUGUUAUUUCUACGAGGAGUCGUCGUGA